AUGCAUAAAUCGCAAAGUAUAGAAAACAAGACUGUUCUGGUUGAAGAAGUUGUUAGAGAUUUUGAUAAGAAUGAAGUUUUUGAAGAAAUAACUGCGAAAUUUACCUGGGAACAAGAUGUUGAAAGAUCAUGGAAUUUACUUGUAGAAAAUAAUGGUAUCCUGCAACACAUUAGUCAAGAAAAUUUCCAAGAGAAAAGUAAACAAAAAUAUAAAAAGAAUCAAGUUUGCUCUUUAAGAAAAGGAAUAUUCAGGCACAUAAUAAUCCUAUUCGACAUGUCCAGUAGCAUGAAGGAGAGGGAUUUCAAACCUGAUCGUAUAAACGUUGCCCUGGAGUGUGUAGAAACAUUCCUGACGAACUUCUUCUUCAAAAAUCCAGUUGGACAUGUUGGAGUGGUGGCCCUAAAAAAUAGCGCAGCUAAAUUAAUUCAGCCACUGACUUCCAACAUAGAUGAUAUCACAAAUGCAUUAUUGAAAGAAAGAAUUGCGGGUCUCCAAGGUUCUCCAUCGUUACAACAAGGAUUAGAAAUUGCACACGAAUUGUUAAUAGAUAUACCAUUAUAUGGAACAAAAGAAAUAUUAAUAAUGUAUGGUUCUAUAAGAACUUGCGAUAAAAAGAACAUUUUAAAUAUAUUAGAAUUGAUAAUUAAAAAUAAUAUAUAUGUAAAUUGCAUAUCUAUAGCUCCUGAAAUGCAUAUACUUAAACAUAUUUGUGAGAAAACAAAUGGAUUAUACAAAAUAUGCACAACAAAGAAUUCAUUGAUUAACGAAACAAAUAAUCUUACAGAAACUCCUCUAUGGAUGAAUGGAAUGGAACCACAAUUGAUUCAUAUUUGUUUUCCUAUAAAAAAAAAAAUAAGUACUCAAAUUAUGUGUUCAUGUCAUAACAGUUUAAACACGGAUACAUAUAUUUGUAACUUCUGCAAUAGUUAUACCUGUAAAAUACCUUCUAAAUGUAAAGUAUGUGGUAUUCACCUAAUUUCAAUGCAUGAUUUAUCACACAUUACAAAUAAUCUUCAAGGAUCUCCAUUAUUUAUCGAAAUGAAAAAUGAAAACAAUAUUUAUGACAAGUGUUCCGCAUGUAAUAAGCAACUUUAUGAUAAGGUAUCCCAGUGCACUAAGUGCAAGAACAUUUUCUGCCUUGGUUGUGACAUAUAUAUUCAUGAAGACUUAAAUCAAUGUCCCUUCUGUUUGAUUCACGACACGUGA
Messenger RNA from Plasmodium gonderi, 1206 nucleotides. RefSeq names its product TFIIH basal transcription factor subunit. Bases 1 to 1206 code for a protein of 401 amino acids. The transcript is spliced from 5 exons. The record is from RefSeq and is a predicted model, not a curated record. Gene Ontology annotation, cellular component: transcription factor TFIIH holo complex; transcription factor TFIIH core complex. Gene Ontology annotation, molecular function: zinc ion binding. Lineage: Eukaryota; Apicomplexa; Aconoidasida; Haemosporida; Plasmodiidae. Gene Ontology annotation, biological process: DNA-templated transcription; regulation of transcription by RNA polymerase II; nucleotide-excision repair.